Molecule: messenger RNA, 1822 nt
Organism: Malus domestica (apple)
Lineage: Eukaryota; Viridiplantae; Streptophyta; Magnoliopsida; Rosales; Rosaceae
Product: DNA damage-repair/toleration protein DRT100-like
Molecular function (GO): protein binding
Source: RefSeq, a predicted model, not a curated record
AACUCCUUCACUGGCUCUGUUUACAGUAUAGCAGCAGAGUGAGUUACUGCGUCUUCUCCGAGAAGCCAAAACCCCCAAAAAUAAUCAGAAAAAAAGCAGAAAUCUUUGGUUGAAAUCUGAGCUCGAGUAGAAUUACAGUAUAAGAUUCAAUCGAUUGCCUUCUUCUCCAAGCCACCAUCUUUUUUUGUGGAUGCUUAAUGUUUCCCACCAUUAAAGUUAUCACCGCUCUGUGAUUUCCCCUUGCCCACGAGAAAUCUGUAGCUUCUCUCACGGAAAAGCGCUUUUCUUCCCCACCAGAAGCACUUUCUUCCUCCCCCCUAUAAAACCCAUACCGCCAAACCCAUUUCUUUCACUCACAGAGUGUCGGAGCUUGCUUCCAAUGGCGGAAAAGCAGAGGAGUAAUGGGUUUGUGUGCAUUGUGUUCUUCCUCUGUUUGAUUCAGUGGAAUCCCAUUCCCAUUCCUGUCGCCGUCGCCAUUCUCGAACCGGUUGAUUUCCUGGCUCUGCAAUCGAUUCGGAAGUCGCUGGAAGACAUGCCGGGAUCAAAUUACUUCUCUUCCUGGGACUUCACCUCCGACCCCUGCAACUUCGCCGGCGUCUACUGCGACUCCGACAAGGUUAUUUCCCUCAAUCUCGGCGACCCAAGAGCCGAUGCGCCGGGUCUGACGGGUCGGCUCGACCCGGCAAUCGGCAGGCUUUCCGCACUCGCCGAGCUAUCAAUCGUUCCGGGUCGGAUCUUCGGCGCUCUGCCCCAGUCAAUCUCCCAGCUGAAGAGCCUCCGGUUCCUCGCCGUCAGCCGCAACUUCAUCUCCGGUCAGAUUCCGGCGAGUCUGGGCCAGCUCAGCAACCUCAGAACGCUCGACCUCAGCUACAACCUCUUCGCCGGAGCAAUCCCCACCUCCCUCGCAUCCCUCCCGGAGCUUUCCAACCUCAUACUCUGCCACAACCGCCUCUCCGGUUCUGUCCCUCCGUUCACCUCCCAAACCCUGACCCGGCUCGACUUAAAGCACAACGACCUCUCCGGUUCGCUCGCCCCCGACUCCCUCCCUCCAUCUCUCCAAUACCUCUCUCUCUCCUGGAACCGGCUCUCCGGUCCGGUCGACCGACUUCUGAACCGGCUCGACCAGCUCAACUACCUCGACCUAAGCAUGAACCAGUUCACGGGUACGAUUCCGGGUCGGAUCUUCACAUUCCCAAUCACAAACCUCCAACUGCAGAGAAACUCGUUUUCGGGUCAGAUCCUACCGGAUAAUCAAGUUUCAAUCGCUACCAUUGAUCUCAGCUACAAUCGGCUAUCCGGUGAAAUCUCGCCGUUGUUCUCGACCGUACAGAGCCUCUACUUGAACAACAACCGGUUCACGGGUCAGGUUCCGGGUAGCUUCGUGGACCGGCUAUUGGCGGCGAACAUACAGAUACUGUAUUUACAGCACAACUUUCUGACGGGGAUUCAGAUCAAUCCGACCGCUGAGAUACCGGUGAGCAGCUCGCUGUGUCUGCAGUAUAAUUGCAUGGUCCCGCCCAUACAGACGCCGUGCCCGCUCAAGGCUGGGAACCAGAAGACUCGGCCGACGGCGCAGUGUAACGAGUGGAGGGGUUAAAUUGGGAAAUUCGUAUGGCGUUUAUUUUUUAUUUUAUUUUUAAAGGAGAGUUAAUAUUUUGUUACGUUUUGUGGGUUGGGGGUUAUUUUAAGAUUCAUUUAUUUAUUUUGGGGUGAAGUAUGAAUAAUGAAAAGAUUGUGGAUAGUCAGAGAUAGUGUAACCAUGUAGGGAAAUUCAUGCUCUACUAUUUUGUUAUUAUAAAUAUGAAGAAUUUUUUGACAUAAA